Molecule: messenger RNA, 4236 nt
Organism: Solanum lycopersicum (tomato)
Lineage: Eukaryota; Viridiplantae; Streptophyta; Magnoliopsida; Solanales; Solanaceae
Product: probable LRR receptor-like serine/threonine-protein kinase At3g47570
Molecular function (GO): protein binding
Source: RefSeq, a predicted model, not a curated record
AGUUUUUCUGCAAAUAGUAUUCAAUAUUUGUUAAAAAAAAAAUAAUAACCUAUAAGCUAUUAUUUUAAAAAAUGAAGCCCCUUAAAUUUGAAUGCCUAAGACACAUGUCUUUUUUUAACACUGUCGAGCCACCCAUGUUUAUAUGAGCUUGCGCAAUCCUUUCCCAUGAGCUAUUUUUUGUUAUUGAGUUAGAAGUAGGUGUCAUAUUUUUACUUGGUACCAGAGCCAGUUCAUUUCCAGUUGGACACUCGAUUCAUUCUCCAAUUGAGUAUUUAUAUGUAUUUAAACAAUCCUCUUAUAUGAGCUAGCUUUUAAAGCUAACGUCCUUUUUGGGGCAGACUUUAUUGACGUUGAAUUGUCUUGACAGUUAAGACUCUGGAAAUUUACAACCCCUUAUCUACGGCAAUGCUUGGCCCUCCUUGAGAAUUUAAAUGUUUUUUUGGAAAAAACUUUGAGAAGACCUAGUAAAAUCAGAGUAUCUGGAGAAUUUAUAACCACUAAUCAAUCAUCCAUGCACUACUCUUUGAUAUGACACUAAAGACUUUAGUUAUAAAGUCAAGUCACUGUGGAAAAUUUACAACCCUUAACCUACGGAAUUGCUUUGAUUAAGUUACCCAUUUCUUUGGUGAAUACUUUGUUCCUUGUACUAGCAAUCUCAUUGACAUGGAGAAAGCCUACUCUAAUUUCUUUAUUUCAUCACUACUACUACUCUUACACCUCUACUUGUUAGAGACAGUACGCAGCGAUGCAGUUCAUACAGAUGAAUCAGCUCUACUUGCCUUAAAAGCCAGUUUUACCCUAAACUCUUCUCAUCCCUUAACUCAGAAUUGGUCUUCUCAGUCCUCCAUUUGUGAUUGGAUUGGAGUCACUUGCGGCUCUCGUCACCAUAGGGUGACUGCACUAAAUAUAUCCAACAUGAACAUUCUUGGAAACAUUGCCCCGCAAUUGGGGAACCUCUCUUUCCUAGUUUCUCUUGAUGUGAGCCAAAACAAUUUACAUGGAGACCUCCCACAAGAUUUGUCUCGUUUACGUAGAUUGAAGGUGAUGGAUUUUGCCUUCAAUAAUUUCAGCGGAGAGAUUCCAAUGUGGUUCGGUUCCAAUUCUUCUUCUAUUUCCAAGUUAGAAACUCUGAGUGUUAGAAACAACAGGCUUCAAGGCAAUAUCCCCAAGGAGAUUGGGAAUCUUAAGAAUCUAAAGGAGUUGAUAUUAUUUGGAAACCAAUUUACAGGCACUAUCCCGCUCUCCAUUUUCAAUAUGUCGUCGUUGGAAAUUUUAGGUCUAUCAAAUAACCAAUUAACUGGGAGUCUUCCUGUAGAUAUAUGCCACCGUCUUCAUAGAAUAAAGAGCAUUGGAAUUAUUUCCAAUCAUUUGAGUGGUCACAUUCCACCUGGUUUGUCUAACUGCACAGAAUUGUAUGAAUUGUCGCUGUCAUACAAUAGCUUCAAUGGGACUAUUCCACCAGAAAUUGUCAACUUGGAGAGGCUUCAGUUCUUAAACCUUGGGGGAAAUAAAUUGCGAGGCACAAUUCCAGCAAAUAUUGGUAAUUUACGAAAGUUGCAGCAACUACAAUUGGAGAACAAUUACAUGGUGGGUUCGAUACCGCACACCAUAUCCAACUUGUCAUCACUAUGGAUGCUUAAUUUGAACACAAAUAGUUUAUCAGGUAUUAUACCCAGAUAGAUUGUAAAUCUACACAAAUUGGAGAUACUUUAUUUGCAAAUUAAUAAGUUAAGUGGUUCCAUACCGGAAGGGCUCUUCAAUAUCUCUACACUAAUAGAGGUUUCAGUUUUCUUCAAUAAACUUUCCGGUAGUCUUCCAUAUGCUUCAGGGUACUGGCAAACAAAUCUAGAGCUUUUGAAUCUUGGUCAAAAUAACAUUGGUGGAGUUAUACCCACUUCAAUCUCAAAUUCAUCAUAUCUACAGAUCGUAGAUCUUAGUAUAAACAAAUUCAGUGGCCAAAUUCCUAAUUCGUUGGGGGAUUUGAGGAAUCUUGAAUAUUUGGACUUGUUCGUUAAUAACUUAUCGUCUCCGCACCUAAGUAUCUUGACUUCAUUGGUGAACUGCAGAUAUUUGAAAGAAGUAAUAUUAGGAGAUAAUCCUCUGAAUGGUGUUCUUCCAGAUACCAUUGGCAAUCUCUCCAGUUCUAUUGAAAUAUUUGAUAUAUAUCGUACUGAAAUUAGGGGUCAGAUACCAUUAGGAAUUGGUAAUUUAAGUAACUUAAACACUUUGUUUUUAUCCGGCAAUGACUUGACUGGAUCAAUGCCAACAACAUUAUGUGAUUUACACAUUCUUCAAAGGCUAGGACUUGCUGUUAAUAGGUUGAGUGGAUCCUUGCCCGAGUGCCUUUGCAAAAUGUCAGUGUUGGGCUUGCUUUCUUUGUACCAUAAUCGGAUUUCUGGUCCGAUACCAUCUUGCAUUGGUAAUGCAACAUCUUUAAGAAAUGUUUAUCUAUCUUCAAAUAGGCUUACUAACAUACCCACGAGUCUAUGGAGCCUCAAAGAUCUUUUGGUGCUUAACUUGUCAAAUAAUACUUUGAUUGGUUCUAUACCUCCAGAAUUAGGAAACUUGAAAGCCAUAACGUCCAUAAAUCUGUCAAGGAAUCAACUUUCAGGAAGUAUUCCCUCCACAAUCGGAGACUUGCAGACCCUAAUUUAUCUUUCCUUGGCUUAUAAUGAGUUACAAGGAUCUAUUCCAGAGUCACUUGGGAAAAUGAUAAGUUUGGAAUCAGCGAAUCUAUCCAAUAACAUUCUUUCAGGUACCAUUCCAAAAGCAUUAGAGUUGCUUCGCUAUCUGAAGAAUUUCAAUGUAUCAUUCAAUAGAUUAGAAGGUGAAAUCCCAAGUAAAGGACCUUUUCUCAAUUUCACCUCUCAAUCCUUUAUGGGAAAUGGAGGGUUAUGCGGCGGUUUGCUUUUCCAACCUUGUGUGACUAGGACUUUUCAUCAUUCAAGGAGAAGCAAACUGCUUCUGAUUAUACUUGUCUCACUGGGAGCUGCGGUAAUGGUACUUGGCUCAAUCGGUGUGUUUAUGUUAAGGAGACGUCGGAAUAGAAAUAUUCCAAAUCAAGCUGAAUCCUUUGCUGCAACCACACUAGCCAGGAUUUCUUACAUUGAAAUUGAAAGGGCAACUCAAGGGUUUGAUCAAUGCAACUUGCUAGGCUCUGGAGGUUUUGGCUCUGUUUACAGGGCCGUGUUUGAAAAUGGGAUGACUUUGGCAGUCAAAGUGUUUAAUUUACAGGUUGAAGGUGCAUUAAAGAGUUUUGAUGCUGAAUGUGAAGUUCUACGCAACCUUCGGCAUAGAAAUCUUACCAAAGUAAUCAGCAGUUGUACUAACUUGGAUUUCAAAGCACUACUUCUUGAGUAUAUGCCGAAUGGAAGCCUAGAGCUGUGGUUACAUUCUGAUGAUCACUUCUUGAAUAUGAUCCAAAGAUUAGACAUAAUGAUUGAUGUUGCAUUUGCUCUGGGAUAUCUCCACCAUGGUUAUGAAACAGUUGUUGUACAUAGUGACCUGAAACCUAGCAACGUCUUGCUAGAUGAGAAGUUGGUUGGACACUUGAGUGACUUCGGCCUUGCCAAGUUAUUAGGAGAAGGGGAAUCAAUUGCUCAUACUAAAACACUUGCCACAAUGGGCUACAUUGCACCAGAGUAUGGAUCAGUUGGAUUAGUUUCUAGAAGAUGUGAUGUGUACAGUUACGGCAUUAUGCUCAUGGAAACUUUCACAAGGAAAAGGCCAUACGAUGAAAUGUUUCAAGAAAAUUUGAACAUGAGGAGUUGGGUCUGUAAUUCACUACCUGUAGCACCAGCUGAUAUUAUUGAUGACACCUUAUUGCAACCUGAAGAGAUUGAUUUUGAUAAAAAGUUGAGUUGUCUGACCUCUAUUUUGGAGUUGGCAUUGAAUUGCACAGCUGAAUCUCCUAAUGAGAGGCUCAAUAUGAAAGAUGUCCUGGCAAAUAUCAAGAAGAUCAAGGAUGAAUUUCUAUGCAGAUGAUGUAAUAAGGUUUAUGCGACGGUAUUGCCACCUUUUAUGCCUGUUGUUGGCAAAUUUGGGUGACAUCAAUUGAAUUGCCAACAAACAUUUGGUCUGAGAUUCGUACUUCUCCUAUUUCUUGUGCCGUCCUCUUGUGCAUGUUUCAAGUUUGAGUAUGUUUAUGUAAAACUUUUGAUAUAUAAGAUGUGUACAAAAGUAAAAUAUUGGUGAUCAAGAAUUAUUAUUGAGAUAGAAGCUUCAAUGAUCUAUGAA